Messenger RNA from Hordeum vulgare subsp. vulgare (domesticated barley), 2896 nucleotides. RefSeq names its product sulfoquinovosidase-like. The coding region runs from base 57 to 2852 and encodes 931 amino acids. The transcript has 7 exons. The record is from RefSeq and is a predicted model, not a curated record. Gene Ontology annotation, molecular function: carbohydrate binding; hydrolase activity, hydrolyzing O-glycosyl compounds. Gene Ontology annotation, biological process: carbohydrate metabolic process. Lineage: Eukaryota; Viridiplantae; Streptophyta; Magnoliopsida; Poales; Poaceae.
GUCCGGGCGCAUCGUCCCGUCCCCAUCCUUCCUCAUUCCAGGAUCUAUUUCAGCCAAUGGGCAAUGGCGGGCUUCCCAAUCCCAAGUCCAGUAGAGCACCCCGCGCGCGAGCUUCUUCCAGUUCUCCCGCCACCGCCAUGGCGUCGCCAGCGACUGCGAAGCCCAAGACCACCAAGAAGCACAGCGCGCGCCUCAACAACCCCUUCCCGCGCGCCGUCCCGGCCUCCGCUUUCCGCAGCGGCGAUGCCGCGCCGCCCCUCUCCUUCGGCCCGUUGUCCAAGCUCGCCCACGCCCACGAUUACCCCGUCGGCUCCCGAUUCCGCCUGAGCUGGAAUCCCUCGCUCGGCGGAGCGGUCUCGCUUGCACGGGUCUCCUCCUCCUCCUCCGGCGGCGAGCCUCCCAGCCGCGUGAUGUGGGAGACCAUCCCCGGCGUCGCCUUCGUCUCCGCGGCUUCCGCCACCACCGAGGCCGACGAGUGCCGCGGGUCGUUCGCGCUCCGUGACGGACGCGCCCGCCUUGUCCCCGACCGCCAGAGCGUCGACAGGAUCAGGGCCUUGUACCGCCGCGACGUGGAGACCGGCGCCGACUCCCUGCGCGGCGCCGUCUUCGAAGCGUCUGACCAGACACGGUUCCCGGUGCUGUUGAUCACCGGGGUCGUGUCUGCGAAGAAGGCGGAUCCGGCGUCGUCGUGCUGCUGCGGCCUGCGCGCCAGGGCUCGCGCUGGAAAGCCGGUCCUGUCAGCGAGGUACUGGGUCUUCCUGGAGGAGAAGAGCGACACGCAAGUGUCGUUCAGCGUCAAGAUCGCCGACUACCAAUGGAGCUGCGGCCACGCCGAUCCUUCGAGUCCAACACCGGCGGCCACGACAGCUCCAAGGCCCCACCGGAUCACCCUCCUGAGCCUUCGGCUCCGCCUGGCAGGGCGAAUCCAUAGGAACAUGAGCAAGAAGAAGAAGCUCUCCGCCGGGUUCCCGCCCCAGCCCCAGGAGGAGGUCUCAGCGCUGCUGCCGUCGCCAGAGAGAGCGUCGGCGGACGAGGAGGCACGGCCGGAAGAGUUCAACCGGGUGUUCCUCACGUACGCGAGCGACCGCGACGAGCGGUUCUACGGCUUCGGCGAGCAAUUCAGCUACAUGGAGUUCAAGGGGAGAAGGGUGCCCGUUCUUGUGCAGGAGCAGGGGAUUGGCAGGGGAGACCAGCCCAUCACUUUCGCUGCCAAUCUCAUCAGCUACAGGUCGGGAGGAAACUGGAGCACCACGUAUGCUCCAUCUCCUUUCUACAUGACCUCCAAGAUGAGGUCCUUGUACCUGGAGGGAUACGAUUAUUCUAUAUUUGACCUCACAAAGCCUGACAGAGUGCAGAUUCAGGUUUACGGGAAUUCGGUUCAGGGAAGAAUACUAGAGGGAGAGUCACCGACCGAGCUGAUCACGAGCUACACGGGGUCGACCGGACGGCCGCCGGUUCUUCCCAGAUGGAUCACCUCCGGCGCGGUCGUCGGCAUGCAGGGCGGCACGGACGCCGUCCGCCGUGUGUGGAGCCAGCUGCAAGACCACGACGUCCCGGUCUCCGCAUUCUGGCUGCAGGAUUGGGUUGGACAGAGGAAGACGGCCAUCGGGUCGCAGCUCUGGUGGAACUGGGAGGUCGACGACGAUCACUACGCCGGCUGGAAGGAUCUUAUACGCGACCUCCGGAGCGACGGCGUGAGGACGAUGACAUACUGCAAUCCCUGCCUCGUCCCGGUGUGUGAGAAGGGGAAUGCGAGGCGGCACCUGUACGAGGAGGCCAAGGAGCUGGGGAUCCUGGUGAGGGACGAGGCCGGCGAGCCGUACAUGAUGCCCAACACGGCGUUCGACGUGGCCAUGCUGGACUUGACCAACCCGGAGGCGUGCUCCUGGUUCAAGGGCAUCCUGCGCGGGAUGGCGGACGAAGGCGUCAGCGGCUGGAUGGCCGACUUCGGCGAGGGCCUUCCGCUGGACGCGCGGCUCCACUCGGGGGAGGACCCCGUGGCGGCGCACAACCGGUACCCGGAGCUGUGGGCGCGCGUCAACCGGGAGUUUGCCGACGAGUGCAAGCCGGAGGAAGGGCUGGUGUUCUUCGUGCGGGCGGGGUUCAGGGAGAGCUCCAGGUGGGCGAUGCUCUUCUGGGAGGGAGACCAGAUGGUGAGCUGGCAGGCCAACGACGGCAUCAAGAGCAGCGUCGUGGGCCUGCUCAGCGGCGGCCUCUCCGGCAUCCCGCUGAACCACAGCGACGCCGGCGGGUACUGCACCGUCGACCUCCCGCUCCUGCGAUACCGACGGAGCGAGGAGCUCCUCAUGCGGUGGAUGGAGGUGAACGCCUUCACCGUCGUCUUCCGCACCCACGAGGGGAACAAGCCCGGGUCCAACUGCCAGUUCUACUCCAACAGCCGGACCCUCGCGCAUUUCGCGCGCUGCGCCAAGAUGUACAAAGCCUGGGAGUUCUACCGCAUCCACCUCGUCAAGGAGGCGGCGGAGAAGGGCCUCCCCGUGGCGCGGCACCUCUUCCUGCACUACCCGGAGGACCGGCGUGUGCAGGAGCUGACGUACCAGCAGUUCCUGGUCGGGACGGAGAUGCUGGUGGUGCCGGUCCUGGACAAGGGCAGGACCGCGGUGACCGCCUACUUCCCGACGUCGGACGGGGGGUCGUGGAGGCACGUGUGGACCGGCCAAGAGUUCGGCGGUGGGCGCAGGAGCGGGCACGGUAGCGUAGGAGAGGCCACGGUGCACGGGUUCGAGGCCGAGGUCAGUGCCGGCGUCGGCUGCCCGGCCGUGUUUGUGAGGGUUGGGUCACCCGUUGGUGAAAGGUUUACAAGAAAUUUGAGAGACCUCGGUGUAAUUUAACUGGACGAGUAAAUGGAAACAACAACCAAACAGUUGGUUCUCAA